AUGCAAGGGGUUCAAGCCCCGCCAAAUUCCCAACUCCGGACAGGUAAUAUAUGCGGUCCGAAUGCAUCACCGAAGGAUAGGAUAGACUGCAGCUCAGAUUGUUGCCCCGAAGCGGAUGGUCAAGCUACGGCCUGCCCUGAUCCUUGUGCCACAUCAUGUAAAUGUGAUAUAACGUACCGUCGAGCACCUGAUGGAAUAUGCAUACCUUCUAGAGAUUGCCCGCCGAUACCAUGUGGGGAAAACGAAGAGUUCGUAUCUUGUCCAACUUGUUUCGAAUCCUGUGCUAAUGCGAGACCUGAUGGGAGGAUUUGCCCAUUUUAUAGUACAGGAACUGUUGUGUGUAAUCCAAAAUGUCGUUGCAAAGACAACUAUUGGAGAAAUAAUGACAACAAAUGUGUCCCAUAUGAUCAAUGUCAG
This is a messenger RNA of Brenthis ino (lesser marbled fritillary), 417 nucleotides long. NCBI's taxonomy places the organism in Eukaryota, Metazoa, Arthropoda, Insecta, Lepidoptera, Nymphalidae. The record is from the annotation of a GenBank genome assembly.